AUGGAGUUGGACAACAGCUCUCUGGACUAUUUCCUGCUCAACUCCUCCGAGGUCCCAGAGGCGGGUGCAGUGCAGCCCUGGAGUGAUGCUACAGUACUGGGCUUUCAGAUCUCUCUAUCUGCUGUUCUUGCACUCGUCACCCUUGCCACAGUGCUCUCUAAUGCCUUUGUCAUUGCUACUAUUUUCCUAACCAGAAAACUCCACACCCCGGCCAACUUCCUGAUAGGCUCUCUGGCUGUGACAGACUUACUGGUGUCUAUUCUGGUCAUGCCCAUUAGCAUCGUCUACACUGUGAGUAAGACGUGGUCCUUUGGGCAGAUUGUGUGUGACAUCUGGCUGUCAUCUGAUAUCACGUUCUGCACGGCGUCCAUCUUACAUUUGUGUGUGAUUGCCUUGGAUCGUUACUGGGCCAUCACAGACGCUCUGGAGUACUGCAAGCGCCGCACCAUGAGGCGGGCAGCCGUUAUGAUCGGAGUGGUGUGGGUUAUCUCCAUAUCCAUUUCAAUGCCUCCUCUUUUCUGGAGGCAGGCCAAGGCUCAGGAGGAGCUGACAGAUUGCAUGGUGAACACAGAUCAAAUCUCUUACACUAUCUACUCCACCUUUGGGGCCUUUUACGUGCCCACAGUUCUCCUCAUCAUUCUCUAUGGGAGGAUCUACGUGGCUGCACGUUCUCGGAUCUUUAAGACACCAGCAGCCAGUGGGAAGCGGUUCACCACAGCUCAGCUCAUCGAGACCUCUGCCGGCUCGUCUCUGUGCUCGCUGAACUCCGAUGCCCACCUGCACACCGCCGGGGCAGGCAGCUCCCCGCUCUACGUCAACAGUGUCAAGGUCAAACUGGCUGACAGCGUGGUGGAGAGGAAACGCCUGUGUGCAGCACGAGAACGUAAAGCCACCAAAACCCUGGGCAUCAUCUUGGGAGCCUUCAUCGUGUGCUGGCUGCCCUUCUUCGUGGGCACACUGGUGACGGCCAUCUGUAAGGACUGCUGGUUUGACCCGGUGCUGUUCGACGUCUUCACAUGGCUGGGCUACCUCAACUCUCUCAUUAACCCAGUCAUUUACACUGUCUUCAAUGAUGAGUUCAAACAGGCUUUCCAAAAACUUGUUAAACUUCGAAGAAUCUGA
Molecule: messenger RNA, 1122 nt
Organism: Knipowitschia caucasica
Lineage: Eukaryota; Metazoa; Chordata; Actinopteri; Gobiiformes; Gobiidae
Source: the annotation of a GenBank genome assembly